Ochotona curzoniae (black-lipped pika) is the source of this 1542-nucleotide messenger RNA. RefSeq names its product syncoilin, intermediate filament protein (gene SYNC). The record is from RefSeq and is a predicted model, not a curated record. NCBI's taxonomy places the organism in Eukaryota, Metazoa, Chordata, Mammalia, Lagomorpha, Ochotonidae. Gene Ontology annotation, biological process: intermediate filament-based process. Gene Ontology annotation, cellular component: intermediate filament; Z disc; cytosol.
AUGGCCAGCCCGGAGCCGGGGCGCACCGGGGAGGGCGCCGCCCAGGCCGCGAGGUAGGACCGUCCAGUGGGAGAGAGGGGUCCCCUCUGGGAGACUCCCGGAUCCCUCAACAAGAUAGAGGCCUCGAACCCAGAAGCUUCUCUCUCCCUGAACCUAGGUUCCGUGAACCUAGAAGACAGUCUCUACCUGGGGGACUCGGUUGACUGGGAUGAACCCCUCCUUGGGGAAGACACUGAGAGGCCAACCGCACCCCUGUUCAUUGAGGAGACUCUGAGGCCCAACGAUGAAGUGCAGCUGCCGGAGGUGCCGGAGGAGCCGGAGGUGCCGGAGGAGCCGGAGGAGCCGGAGGAGCCGGAGGAGCCGGAGGUGCCCGAGGUGCCCGAGGUGCCAAUGGAGUCCGGAGAGAGGCCAUCUCAGGCUGUCGAGGAAGCAGAGGCAGAAGCAGAGGUCACCGUGGAGGGAGAGCCCAAUUCCGAGCAGAGCGAGGCAGCCGCGCAGCAGCCCAGCGGGGCGCAGAACCUGGGCGCGGAGGAGCUGGAGGUGUUGGAGCAGCGCUUCCAGGAGUGUGUGCAGGCCGUGGCCCAGCUGGAAGAGGAGAGGGACCAGCUCAUCCACGAGCUGGUGCUGCUCCGGGAACCAGCCCUGCGUGAGGUGCAGCAGGUGCACGGGGACAUUUUAGCCGCCUACAAGCUGCACGCGCAGGCCGAGCUGCAGCGGGACGGGCUCCGGGAGGAGGUGCGGCUGGUCAAGCAGAAGCUGUUCAAGGUGACUAAGGAGUGCGUUGCCUAUCAGUACCAGCUGGAAUGCCGCCAGCAAGACGUGGCGCAUUUUGCCGACUGUCAGCAGGUGCUGACUACGCGGGCGGCCCAGCUCUCGGAGGAGCUGGCACAGCUCCGGGACACCCACCGAAAGCAGAAGGAGGAAUUGCAGCAACAGCUCGAAGCGCCCCCGAGCCAGAGCGACGGGCACUUCCUCCAGGAGAGCCGGCGGCUCUCUGCGCGGUUUGAAAGUCUGAUGGCGGAGAGCCGCCAGGGCCUGGAGGACGAGUACGAACCACAGCUGCUGCGGCUGCUGGAGAGGAAAGAAGCCGGGGCCAAGGCGCUACGGCAAACGCAGGCUGAAAUCCAGGAGAUGAAGGAGGCUCUGCGGCCCCUGCAGGCCGAGGCCCGGCAGCUGCACCUGCAGAACAGGAGCCUGGAGGACCAGAUCAUGCUGGCGAGGCAGAAGCGAGACGAGGAGGUGCAGCAGUACAGGGAACAGCUGGAGGAAAUGGAGGAACGACAGAGGCAACUGAAGAGUGGAGUCCAACUCCAGGAGCAGAAGAACAAAGAGAUGGAGCAGCUAAGGACCAGCCUCGCCCAAGAGCUCUCAACUUACAAGGGCUGUUUAGAACUGUACUGCAGAAUCUGUAAUCCAGAAACAACAGAUACCAUCUUAGCAAAAGAUCACCAAGUAUUCUUUUGGAGAUACUCUUCCAAACAGACACGUGAUUGUCAGACUUGGCAAGCCACUUGCCCAGUUGCAAACACUGGCUGACUAUUU